This is a messenger RNA of Penicillium verhagenii, 972 nucleotides long. RefSeq lists its product as uncharacterized. The record is from RefSeq and is a predicted model, not a curated record. Gene Ontology annotation, biological process: carbohydrate metabolic process. Lineage: Eukaryota; Fungi; Ascomycota; Eurotiomycetes; Eurotiales; Aspergillaceae. The transcript is spliced from 4 exons. Bases 1 to 972 code for a protein of 323 amino acids. Gene Ontology annotation, molecular function: arabinan endo-1,5-alpha-L-arabinosidase activity.
AUGCUCGGCCUCCUCUCUCUUUUCGUAUCGUUGGCAGCGGCCUACCCUGCUCGGGGGCCAUGCACUGGCAACUGCUGGGCUCAUGAUCCUUCUAUGAUCCAGCGUGAGUCAGAUGGCAAGUACUUCCGUUUCUCUACAGGCACAGGUGUGAACAUCAUGUCCUCACCGGCACUGAAGGGACCUUGGACAGACUUGGGCUCUGCUUUGCCUGAUGGAUCCAACAUUGUCCUGGCUGGCGCAAACCACACUGACAUCUGGGCCCCUGAUGUUCACUACUCUGGUGGUACUUAUUACAUGUACUAUGUGAUUUCCGCCAUUGGUACGCAGACAUCAGAGAUCGGUGUUGCUACCUCCACCACUUUGGAGGUUGGUUCCUGGACCGACCAUGGCGCUGUCGGCAUCCCCGCAAACACAGACUACAAUCGAAUCGACCCCAACUGGAUCGAAAUUGGUGGAAAGCAAUACCUCCAAUUUGGCUCUUUCUGGCAGGAUAUCUACCAGGUUGAACUCACAAGCGCCAUGAAAGUCGGCUCCCACACUCCUUAUCAGCUCUCUUGGAACGCCUCUCUUAACCACCGCGAGGAAGGAUCCUUCCUUUACUACCACGACGACUACUACUACCUCUUUUUCAGCGCUGGUAUUGCGGGCUCAUACACUGCGACUACCCCAGCUGCGGGAGCCGAGUACAGCAUCCGUGUUUGUCGCUCCACUACUGGAACUGGUGGAUUUGUGGAUAAGGACGGCACUGAGUGUCUGAAGUCAGGCGGAACAAUGCUAUUGGCCAGUCACAACCAGGUCUAUGGACCCGGUGGAGAGGGCGUGCUGAACGACAGUGACCUUGGACCUAUUCUCUACUACCACUAUUACCCUCUCGCUACCAAGGAGGCUGGCGGUGACGGCGCUGCUGGAUACCGCUAUGGAUGGAACGAGUUGGGCUUUACUGAUGGGUGGCCAGUCGUCAACGCUGCCUAA